AUGUUCAGCCCAGGGCAGCUGAUGUCGUCUCUCCCCCCAGGGGUUUUCCAUGCUUCUGCAGCUCACUUGUACUCCGCUUUCCCCGCUCGCUUGAGCUCAUCGCACAUCUCCAGCCUCUUCUUACCCAGCCCCUUAUUCAGCUAUGAGAUUUUACAAAAUUGCCUGCAGCCUGAACCCUGCAAACAGGCUCUGAUCCUGGCCACUCAGGCUACUGGGCUGGCUGGGAUUACAGAAUACACAGAUGAAUCCCGUCCGGUGAAACAGAGACGAGCGCGAGCCAAUUACAGCAGCUGGCAACUGGAGGAGCUGGAAAAGGCUUUUGAAGCAACUCACUACCCAGAUAUCUUUAUGAGAGAGGCACUGGCGCUGAGACUGGAUCUCAUUGAAGCGAGGGUGCAGGUUUGGUUUCAGAACCGUAGAGCCAAGAUGCGGAGACAGAUGAAACUGCAUGGGAAGGUCAUGGAGAAGUCUCCAAGCAAGGACCCAGAAGGACCUGCUGACAAGCCCAAUAUCAAGACUCAGGACCUGGGCAGCUCUGACAGUGACCAUUGGGAAGGUAAGCCAGAGAAGCCCAGCUACCCUUGGCCUGGAACUCAACCUAAAGGAAAGCCAGCUCUGCUCGCUGCCCCCUUCCAGGCAGUGGUCGAGGGGCUGAGGGAACGGGAGAAAGGGCCGAGCACGGAGGAGUUUCGUUCUUGCAGUAUCGCGAAUCUGCGGGCAAAAGCAAGGGAGCAUGCAGCAGAAAUCCGGAACUCUGCUGCCAAAACAUUACCAGAGCCUGAAACUGAGACUUCCUCAGCAGGAAUGGAGAGUACCUGAUACAGACACACAGGCCUCUCAACUGGCACUUUUAUGACAUGAAAACACUUCAAAUGGACUUGAUAAUAAGUGUUACCUACGUGAAUGGGUUGAUUUCUGGGGUGGGUACAGUUAUUAUCAUCAAACGUAUUAGUUUGGACAGUAUUUGAAAUGGAGAGGGACCCUAACACGAUUAACUUUGUGAAUGAUAUAUUUUUAACCUUGUUUUAAAUGUAAUUGUUCUUGUUUGCGUAGACUUUUGCAUUAAUUUUUGUACAUUACCUCUGCCUUUUAUACGUUGUGUAUUGCUUUCUUGAUAAAUAUAAAAUAAACGUGUACAAUACAUAUAU
This is a messenger RNA of Acipenser ruthenus (sterlet), 1148 nucleotides long. RefSeq names its product retina and anterior neural fold homeobox protein 2. The coding region runs from base 1 to 819 and encodes 272 amino acids. Gene Ontology annotation, molecular function: DNA-binding transcription factor activity, RNA polymerase II-specific; RNA polymerase II transcription regulatory region sequence-specific DNA binding. The transcript has 3 exons. The record is from RefSeq and is a predicted model, not a curated record. Lineage: Eukaryota; Metazoa; Chordata; Actinopteri; Acipenseriformes; Acipenseridae. Gene Ontology annotation, biological process: regulation of transcription by RNA polymerase II.